UAGAGUGUGCGUUUUUGUUAGCGUGCAAGACCUGGAAAAAGACAGCCACGUACAUUUUAGGAGCUAUUAGAUAAGAAUGCAUAAACCUAACAUCUAAAGAUGCAUGCCAAGUCUUAAAUUAGCUAUUAUAUAAGGAUGUACAUGCAUAAACAUGAUAUCUAAAGAAGCAUGCCAAGUCUUUAAAUAUGUGUGAUCUGUAGCCUUUCUUCUUUUUAAAAUUCCCAUGCAUAAGGACAUCAUCAAAGCCUUUAAAGUCCCGUGGUUACUACUAAGUUUCAGACACACUAAAUCAUGUCCGACUACAGUUGUCACGAUAAACCUAUUAAAUAAAUUAGUUCGUUGGUGUUGAAACGAUUUGUUUUUUGUUUUGACUUUUUACCUGAGCCCUUACCAGAAUAACCUGAAUGACCUAAAUAUUAAUACGGCUAAUUAGCCUCUUAUGUAACUUCACCGUGUAGCCUCGUCCAGUAGCUCCACAGCUGCAACAAGGAGGCUGAACGGAGGAGGAACAAACAUGGCGUCUGGCUAUGCGUGGUUUCUUGUGCUGGGGUCGGUGUUUCUGUGCAAUCUCAUGAAAACACUGCUGCCCAGCAUUUCUUCUUUCCUCUCAAAGAUGGUGCAGAAAGAUGCUGAGCAGGAGAGCGAGAUGAGGACUGAAAUCCAGGAGAUGAAGAAGGAGCAGGCCUCGAUCAGCAUGAUGGAUGAGUUUGCUAGAUAUGCCAGACUGGAGCGCAAAAUCAACAAGAUGACAGACAAGCUGAAAACACACGUGAAAUCAAGAACUGCGCAGCAAGCCAAAAUGAAAUGGGUUGUGAACAUUGUCUUUUACAUACUGCAGGCCGCUCUGAUGAUCUCCUUGAUAUGGAAGUAUUAUUCUGAUCCAGUGACAGUGGUCCCCAGUAAAUGGAUUGCCCCUGUUGAGCGCCUUGUGGCCUUCCCAACAGGAGUGGCAGGUGGAGUGGGAAUCACAUGCUGGCUGGUGGUUUGCAACAAAGUGGUUACACUGGGUCUCCAUGCUGUCAGCUAGAGAUAAAUACACUGGUUUUCUAACUUAUUACUCAACAUUCAGUUGAUGAAAGCCACAUUUUUGUGUCAUUAUUUGCCAGCUGCUUUAAGUCAACAUGUAAAAAUGCAGUGCAUUUUGGUGUUGGCUGUUUUGUAUUGCAAUUUGGUAUUUUUCUGAUGUUGAAUUUUGUUCUUUGUUUUGAUGUUUUUUUAUUAAGUUAAUUGUGAGGAUAUUUGACUGUAUUAUUUUAAAAAUAUAUAUGAUUUGGAAAUGCCUUUUUAAGAAAAUAAAGCAAACCAAAAAUAUAUAUGUAUUGUAUGUCUUUAAGUGUAAAUCCACAAGCAAAAACAUGUAGUUUUCCUUGAUUUAACAUUUCAACAGAUUAAAACAAA
Messenger RNA from Centropristis striata (black sea bass), 1398 nucleotides. RefSeq names its product guided entry of tail-anchored proteins factor 1 (gene get1). The transcript has 5 exons. Lineage: Eukaryota; Metazoa; Chordata; Actinopteri; Perciformes; Serranidae. Bases 515 to 1027 code for a protein of 170 amino acids. The record is from RefSeq and is a predicted model, not a curated record. Gene Ontology annotation, biological process: tail-anchored membrane protein insertion into ER membrane.